UGCUUUCACUGCACACGUUGAGUGCACACGCACAAUCGUUUUGCUGUGUCUUUUUCUUUCAGAGAUAUCUUCCCUUUCUCCCCGUCUGAAUUGCGGCAAUUUUGAGCAAGAUGACGAUGUCUGCCGGCGAGCAGCUUCAUCGCAUGACUGAAAAUGUCUACAAGCACACAAUUGAGGGAUUUAACCCGGAGAUACGGAACCUGAUCACACUUGGCAGAGCGUAUGAGAAAGUCUCACAAAAUGUCACACAAGUUGCGAAGGAUUAUUUUGACGCUCUCAUGAAAGUUGGCGAACUGGCAAGCGAGACAAAAAGUGCAAGACAGUUGGGGCAGUCGUUGUUACAGAUUGCAGAAACCUACAGACAAAUAGAGGCAGAGAGAGAAAUCACAUUACAUGCCUUCAGGAAGGAGCUGUUGAACCCCAUAGAAGCCAAGUUGGAUGCUGACUACAAGGCAGUACUGCAGGCUCAGAAGUCUUACAUCAAUGAGAACAAAGUCAAGGCUGAGGCUGUUGAAAAAUGCAGAGGGGAACUGAAGAAAAUCCAGAAGAAAGCCUCUAAGAACCACAGCGAGAAAUACGUCGACAAGGAACAGAAGAGCUCAGAGGAACUGCAACAUCUGACUAAACAGCUGUAUGACUUCCGGAGUGACGGUCUGAGAGAGGUGUGGCUGGGCGAAAGGAAACGAUAUUGCCAUGUCGUGGAGAGAUACUGUUCCCUAGUCAAGAAUGACUCGGCAUUCUUCAGCAAAGCACAGAGUGUCUUACGUCAUCGGAUGCCUAAAUGGACCGAGUCGUGUGCCAAGCCUGACAGACUGGCCGAAGAGUGUGACGAAAUACUUAACACGGUCUUCUCCGGCCCUCUCGGCAAUCCCCUCCAGAUGGAACUGAGGACCUCCAAACGCCUGUAUGAGCGCAACAUCCUGCUCGCCCAGAGCGAGGAACAGAAGGAGAAAGGACGAGCAUCUCCUGUACUUUCUCACGAAGCCCCGGAGAGACCAGCCUCGGCCGACAUGGCCGAUGCCCACGCAGCGGCCAGCUACAGCGCCACUUUGCCCAAUCCCAAACGAGACAAAGGCCCCGGGAUCCGGCACAGCAAGUCCAUGAUCCACAAACUCCCCCAGGGUGUAGUGUCAUCCUUGCCGCAGAAUGCAUACCUGCGCCGAGUCUCCGAGGGCGCUGAAAACAUCUCCAGAGAAGCACAGAAGAUGACCAAAGUCCAGGCCAUAUACAGCCACAUUGCCAACAGCGAGAGCCAGCUCAACUUCCUGGAGAGUGACAUCAUUGGACUGGUUGGACCAAAGAACAACGGCUGGUACUACGGUCACAACUACCGCACCAAGCGCAGCGGCUGGUUCCCAAUAGCCUACACCCACCCUUUGCAGACUCCACCAAACCAACAGAACGGGGCAACCAGCCCCUUGCCACAGCAGAUCCAGCCUCCUAACCCGUCUAGUCCCCCGCCUCUCCCUCCACUCAGCACCAACCCGGCCUUCAAUAAGGGCAUGGCGGCCAGCAUGGACAACAUACUGGACGGCCGCAGCCAGUACCCGUCACCAGACUACCACAGCGGCCAUCAGAGCCCCGGUGUGGUACCUGCGGCCUCUACUAUGUCGCUGCCACACUCGCUGUUGCAGGGGGCGCCGACUGACCAGCAUGGAUCCCCGGUCGAAGGUCACGUGUCAGAUGGCACCAAUGGCUUAGGUCGGAGGUCGCCGACCAGCAGCGUGUCCAGCUCGGCAUCAUUGCCCACCCACCCAUCCAGGGAUACAGCCAGCAUUGAAGAGGAGGAGGGAGAUAGCGCAAUUGCGGCUGUCCAGCUACGCAAAACAGUCACCAACGAUCGCUCCGCUCCAUUGAUCCCUAAGGACUACUCGAUGAACGAAUAUGCAAGUUCUGCUAAGUAGAUUUGCUCGCAGUUUGCAAAAGUAGAAUACUGAAAAGCAAGGGGAGGAAUCCAGUGAGCCAGAAGACAAAAGCUAUGCACAACUCAGGUGAGAAGCCCUUCAACCAGCUUACGCCUGGACCUCAGCGCUAAGACGGUGAUCACUGACACCAAGUCCAACUCUUCCACAAGUGCCUUCCGAGAGUGAUGAAAAGUGAAAAAUUUAUAUAUAUACAAAAAUCUAAUCUAUAUAUAUAUUGUACGAAAACAAAAUUGAUAUAAUUGAUAAUUUUUUAUCCAUAUUUUGACACUAUUUUCACGCAACUCAGCAAUUUAGUUUGAUAGAGCACAGAGCACUGAGCACCUCCUCUGUUUCAGUUUAAAUGUUUUAGACAUUGCCACCUUAGUUGAAGGGGCCAAAUGUAGCUCUAGUUAAAAACUAACAUCUACUUUGAUAGUUUUUAUAAAUUUUUCAUUAAAAGGUCACAGGAGACGAAUAUCUUAAAAGUUGCAUAAAAAGGUACAACUCUAUGAUAUUUUGUAUUUAUUUCUUUGUUUUUCUAAUUGCAGACAAAUAACAGAAAACAGUUGAGAGUCUAUCAUUCAGUUUAUUGUUCGCACCACAAAGUAAUGUAUCAUGGAUAUUUGCCACACCACCUAGUGAUGUAAGAGACGAUCCAUCACUUAGUGAGGCGGCAAAACUAUCGCAUUCGUCACUUCAUGGUGCAGGAAGCAAAUUUAACUACAUUUGGCCAGAAAGUGGCUUAACAUUUUCUUUCAUAAAAAAAAAAAAUCGAACAUGCUAAAGAUUUUGCUAUUGGACUUGCCUUUUUUAAAAUUACGUUUGUAUUACAGUUCAAUGUACAUAACUACAUCUUCAAACGGUCCACGGACACUGCAUACGUGUAAACAGUAUUACAUCUUAAUAAAUUUACUUGUUAACUUUUUUUUCCAUUAACAUAUUAACUUUGAUGAAAGAUUAUAUAUAUAUUGCACUACAAUCACAUUAUUUUCGUAAGAAUAUACAAAUCUAAAGUGUGCUUGAUUAAGACAGUAAUUUGCCAUUCAAUGUAGGGUACAUGUUAUGCAUGUAUUAAGAUAUUUAAGACACAUUUUAUGUUUGUGUUUUUAAAAGAGCAGUUGUGUUAGUUUUUCUGUUUUUUAUUUUUAUUCCGAACUUUUUUUCCAAGGGUCUAGCAUAUUUUAGAUGAAAAUAAGUUAAAAUGGUACGUUUCUUGUUGAUUUAUUUUUCGUUGUUCUAUUGAGAGAAACGUCACAGCUGGACUAUGCAUAAAACAGUUUUGAGAAUUAAUGUUUAUUUAACAGAAAAAGAAGAUGAACAUGAUUAUUUCAUAUUGAUAUUUCUUUCAUGUUGUGCUGUUAUAAAUCUUUUUUUCUUUUUUUACCAAGCAUUGCCUGAUUAACUUAAAUUUAAUUAACCACUGUCUUAAUUAUGAAUAAGGUAUUUUUCCUUACAAGUUAUAGAUAAAAUCACAUUAGCCUACAUGAUUGUAUAAAAAAAGCACAUUUAUAAACAGUAAUUAUCUGUACAAAUUGAGUUAUCCUUGUUUGUGCCUACCACAUUUGGGGUAAAAAUACUGCAUUUUGAGUGCAAUUUGUUUGUUACAAGCUUGUUUAGCAGGCAGUAUGUAUACAGCGACAAAAUGUGAAAGUUAUCUAAGACAUGGUGGGGGGGGGGCGUGUAUAGUUAUGUAAACAUGAAAACACCGCCUUUUUGACUUUUCAAAGGGAUUGAAGUUCCAGUUUUUGAAUGUAUGAAGAAGGUGACAUUUGCUUACUGCAGCGUUGCAUUUUUUUGCAGAUUUGUAUAACUUGCUAGCAUAAAAAUGCUUUGGGGGUACGGGUCGAGUCACACGAAUUUUACCCAUGUCCAUUAACUCUUGAUUUCGUUAUGUUUGUCAAGUCUGUGUGAAUGUCUUUUUAUUUUGUAAUUGUAACACCCAGGUGCUUGUGAUAGAUGUCAAGUCAUUUAUGAAAAUAUUAGUAUACAUUUUGUACAGCAAAAUUACUAUUGCUAUCAUAAUGGAGGAUUUAGGGCAUUUAUUAACGAACAUUUGUAGAUUUUUUUGUUUUUUAAAGUGUGCUUGAAUUACUUUGAGUUAUUUCUUGGUAUAUGUUUGGUAAACUUGAUGAAAGAUUUUUGUAGGAAUUUAGGGGCUGGAUUGGCCAUUUAACAUUGUUGACAUAAUUUCAAACAUUCUUACUGCAAUUUACCAGAAAAUUCGUCCUUUGUAGACCAUCUAUGCACAGAAUAAAAAAGACACUUACACAGUUACCCCAGAAUUGAUGGAAGCAUGUGACAAGCACUGUACAAAAUAACCACUCCAUGGCGGUUAUUCUGAAAAUUAGCGUGUACAAUCAUUCUGCCAUUUCUGGGGGCCUCCGUUAGCAUACAGUGAUUCUGUGCCUAGAUUGGUCUGUAUUUGUCACGUUUUUUUCUCAGCCAAUCACUUUCAGGUCUUCUUACUAUUGGCCAAUCAAAUUCAUGCUCAGUGAUAAAAGAGACUGUGUGCUACAGUGAACAGCCAAUAGCCUUGGAUAACUCAAAACCUUUCGUCCAAUCAGAGGCUUACUACGAAGUGUGCUACAAAUGAUGUGCUACAAUGAACAACUCAUUGAAUAAUUUUAUUUUUAUUUAUUUCUUAAAAAGAUAAUCAGAAAGACAUUUUAUCUUCCAUUUUAAGUUACUGGAGAAAAGUGGACAUUUUUCAGGAAAUUUGUAAAAAAAUGCUUUGCACGGUAUCAACUUUGCACAGUAACUGAGGGCAUAUAGAGGCUACAGUAGUUAUUUAAAGGAGUUACAGGGUUAGUGCAAGUAUUUUUUUUUUAAUUCUUACUUUUUCAGUAAUUUACAUUUGGUAAGAAGUUUAAGGUCACCAGAAGAGGGUUUAGUGUCUUUUUAAAUUCAUGACUUUUCCUUGAAAAAGAGUAUUUGUGGUCCAAGUUUUCCCAUCAAACUGUUUUCAAACAAUGGGGGAAACAAAACGACAUGUAUAUUGUAUAAUUUAUCUCAGCUUUUAUGCCAAGUUUGUAUUAAAAAAAGUAUAACAUAUACAAGUAUUUAACAAUUAACUUUUAUCGCUGAAUUGGCAAAAGAAAUUAUAAAGUUGAACGGUUCUACCACGAUUUUUUUUUUUUUUUUUAGAUUUGAUUGGGAACAGCUUUUUAAACAGGACAAUGGCUGAAGUGUACAGUUGUGGAUUUUGUUGAUGAAGAUGUGGGACUGUUUUUGAAAGCGAUUUGUUCAUCUUCAACCUGUUUGACAGAGACGUUCUGUCUGGAGUUAAUCUUAUGGUACAGUUAUUAAUCCGAAAAAAUAAAAUAUUUUUGGAUUUUAUUUAUGCACCAUCACAAGGAUAAGAACCUGUAAGUUUUCUGAGACCACUUGCCUCGGAGCACCAAGUUGCCUCAGGAUAUGCCUUUCACGCAUCAUUUCUGAAACAGUAUACAUUUUGGUAACACAUUCCAGACUUGUUAACACGUGUAUUAUUUCUGCUUCUGUUUUUGAGGGGGUGAAGUAUUUAUUUUUGAUUUUAAGGCAUCUGGACUGUUUGUGUUCUGUCUGAAUUUUAGAGUUAUUGAAAACUGGAUGACUACUGAUAAUAUGUCUCUUAAUAAGCACUCUUGCACUGCUGAUAAUAUGUCUCUUAAUAAGCACUCUUCAAGUAGUAGGUACAUAUUUGCUUUGUGUGCUUUGCUUAGCUGGGUGCAUAACAACUAACAUGUGGAAAUUUUGUCUACUAUACUUAUUGGAAAAACAGAAAACGUAUGCACAUUUGUUGGGACUAGUUAAACUUGAUUCCAUUGCUAACGCUUUUAAAAGAAAGCGUGCCUGCCGACUUUGAGUGAUUGUGUGCCCUAUUGAAUUUCACGUCAAAUUGGCACAGGUAAAUUUAGAUACUUUGCGUAGGGCCUACAGUUUCAAAAAUUGACUUUGGAAGUGAAGACAUCUCAUAAAGAUAUUUCACAUGUUAUUUUAUGCCUAACGUUUGAAAGGUAAAAACAAUAUAGUUUGUUGUAAAGUAAAACAUUUUUUUCACAUAUUGUAGUUUAAAAAAAUGGAGUUUUGGCUCUAGUGCCUGUACAAUAAAAGAACAAGAUUAUGUAGUUUGCUUUCUUUUGAAA
Messenger RNA from Patiria miniata (bat star), 6028 nucleotides. RefSeq names its product brain-specific angiogenesis inhibitor 1-associated protein 2-like. Gene Ontology annotation, molecular function: protein binding. The record is from RefSeq and is a predicted model, not a curated record. The transcript is spliced from 17 exons. Gene Ontology annotation, cellular component: nucleoplasm; cytosol. NCBI's taxonomy places the organism in Eukaryota, Metazoa, Echinodermata, Asteroidea, Valvatida, Asterinidae. Bases 111 to 1904 code for a protein of 597 amino acids. Gene Ontology annotation, biological process: actin filament bundle assembly; positive regulation of actin filament polymerization; plasma membrane organization.